Messenger RNA from Heterobilharzia americana, 974 nucleotides. The record is from the annotation of a GenBank genome assembly. NCBI's taxonomy places the organism in Eukaryota, Metazoa, Platyhelminthes, Trematoda, Strigeidida, Schistosomatidae.
CAACUACAUGAAGAUGCCACAUGCCAAGUAAUUCACAAUGAGAAGCUCAGUGAUGAUUUUGAAGUGAAGACAGGAGUGAAACAAGGCUGUCUACUAUCCCCCAUGAUAUUCCUUAUUGUGGUGGACUGGAUCAUGCAACAAACAGUGAGGAGUGAGAAGAGGGGGAUACGCUGGCUGGACUGCGGAAAAGAACCUAGAAGACUUGGAUUUCGCCGAUGACUUGUGUCUGAUGUCGCACAAACUUGAAGAUCUGCAGGCAAAAACUAACAAGUUAAUAGAAGAGGAAGCGAAGACGGGAUUUCAGGUGAAUAUAGAGAAGACAGAGGUGAUGAAGACAUCCAACCAACAACAAACUCCAAUCACCAUCAGCGGGAGAAACUUAAAGGAAGUAACCUCCUUCACUUAUCUAGGAAGCACUGUUUCAACUACAGGCGGCACAGGCACAGACGAGGAUGUCAAAGUCAGAAUCGGAAAAGCAAGACAGGCGUUCAUUAGCCUGAAACCAGUGUGGAGAUCUUCUGCACUCAGCAUGUGGAACAAGAUACGGAUUUUCAACACCAACUUCAGUCAAGUCAGUGCUUCUGUGUGGUUCAGAGACAUGGCGCGUUACGAAGGGAUUUCCAAUAAACUACAGACAUUCAUCAACAACUGCUUACGCUCGCUACUGAAGAUCAGAUGGCCAGAGUAAUAAGAAUAAGCAACAGGGAGCUCUGGGAACGAACCAACCAAGAAGCUAUCGCUCAACAAAUAUGCAGUGGAAGGAGGCGGAGAUGGAUUGGGCAUACACUGAGAAGGCCGACUGGGGACAUCAUGCGUCAGGCCCUCGAGUGGAAUCCCCAUGGGAAGCGACGAGUUGGACGUCCGAGGGUGACAUGGAGGAGGUCGUGCGAGGAGGAAAUGAGAGCUUCUGGGCUGUCAUGGAGCCAGGUUCAAAAGAUCUCAGAGAACAGAGUUCACUGGGGACGUGCUACUGA